Molecule: messenger RNA, 1911 nt
Organism: Closterium sp. NIES-65
Lineage: Eukaryota; Viridiplantae; Streptophyta; Zygnematophyceae; Desmidiales; Closteriaceae
Source: the annotation of a GenBank genome assembly
AUGCAGGUGGCGAUGAGUGUGAAGAGUGAGGGCAGACCUGAAGGGAGCAUGGGAUGGAAGGGUGUGGCAUGGGAUGGAAGGGUGUGGCAUGGGAUGGAAGGGUGUGGCAUGGGAUGGAAGGGUGUGGCAUGGGAUGGAAGGGUGUGGCAUGGGAUUCACAGAGGGAAGAGCAGUGAUGUGAGCGAGGGAUGGGCUGUGGUGGUGGCGCAGAUGGGCUGUGCUGGUGGCGCAGAUGGGCUGUGGUGGUGGCGCAGAUGGGCUGUGGUGGUGGCGCAGAUGGGCUGUGGUGGUGGCGCAGAUGGGCUGUGCUGGUGGCGCAGAUGGGCUGUGCUGGUGGCGCAGAUGGGCUGUGCAGGUGGCGCAGAUGGGCUGUGCUGGUGGCGCAGACGGGCUGUGCUGGUGGCGCAGAUGGGCUGUGCUGGUGGCGCAGAUGGGCUGUGCUGGUGGCGCAGAUGGGCUGUGCUGGUGGUGCAGAUGGGCUGUGCUGGUGGCGCAGAUGGGCUGUGCUGGUGGCGCAGAUGGGCUGUGGUGGUGUCGCAGAUGGGCUGUGCUGGUGGCGCGGAUGGGCUGUGCUGGUGGUGCAGAUGGGCUGUGCUGGUGGCGCAGAUGGGCUGUGCUGGUGGCGCAGAUGGGCUGUGCUGGUGGCGCAGAUGGGCUGUGCUGGUGGCGCAGAUGGGCUGUGCUGGUGGCGCAGACGGGCUGAGCUGGUUGCGCAGAUGGGCUGUGGUGGUGGCGCAGAUGGGCUGUGCUGGUGGCGCAGAUGGGCUGUGCUGGUGGCGCAGAUGGGCUGUGGUGGUGGCGCAGAUGGGCUGUGGUGGUGGCGCAGAUGGGCUGUGGUGGUGGCGCAGAUGGGCUGUGCUGGUGGCGCAGAUGGGCUGUGGUGGUGGCGCAGAUGGGCUGUGCUGGUGGCGCAGAUGGGCUGUGCUGGUGGCGCAGAUGGGCUGUGCUGGUGGCGCAGAUGGGCUGUGCUGGUGGCGCAGAUGGGCUGUGCUGGUGGCGCAGAUGGGCUGUGCAGGUGGCGCAGAUGGGCUGUGCUGGUGGCGCAGAUGGGCUGUGGUGGUGGCGCAGAUGGGCUGUGGUGGUGGCGCAGAUGGGCUGUGCUGGUGGCGCAGAUGGGCUGUGCUGGUGGCGCAGAUGGGCUGUGCUGGUGGCGCAGAUGGGCUGUGCAGGUGGCGCAGAUGGGCUGUGCUGGUGGCGCAGACGGGCUGUGCUGGUGGCGCAGAUGGGCUGUGCUGGUGGCGCAGACGGGCUGUGCUGGUGGCGCAGAUGGGCUGUGCUGGUGGCGCAGAUGGGCUGUGCUGGUGGCGCAGAUGGGCUGUGCAGGUGGCGCAGAUGGGCUGUGGUGGUGGCGCAGAUGGGCUGUGCUGGUGGCGCAGAUGGGCUGUGCUGGUGGCGCAGAUGGGCUGUGCUGGUGGCGCAGAUGGGCUGUGGUGGUGGUGCAGAUGGGCUGUGGUGGUGGCGCAGAUGGGCUGUGCUGGUGGCGCAGAUGGGCUGUGGUGGUGGCGCAGAUGGGCUGUGCUGGUGGCGCAGAUGGGCUGUGCUGGUGGCGCAGAUGGGCUGUGCUGGUGGCGCAGAUGGGCUGUGCUGGUGGCGCAGAUGGGCUGUGCUGGUGGCGCAGAUGGGCUGUGGUGGUGGCGCAGAUGGGCUGUGCUGGUGGCGCAGAUGGGCUGUGCUGGUGGCGCAGAUGGGCUGUGGUGGUGGCGCAGAUGGGCUGUGCUGGUGGCGCAGAUGGGCUGUGCUGGUGGCGCAGAUGGGCUGUGCUGGUGGCGCAGAUGGGCUGUGCUGGUGGCGCAGAUGGGCUGUGGUGGUGGCGCAGAUGGGCUGUGCUGGUGGCGCAGAUGGGCUGUGCUGGUGGCGCAGAUGGGCUGUGCUGGUGGCGCAGAUGGGCUGUGCUGGUGGCAACGCCUGUGA